UUAUACUUUAUUUUCGGUGAUUGCGAAACUGUCAAAGUAGAGCCUCUAAUGAAUGACUCCUGUUGUGACUUUAUUUCAUUUUUCUUUUUUGAUAACAGAAAUCAAUAUAAGUUAUUUAAUUAGAUACACUUAUCAGACGUGAUAAAUAUUGACACGGGACAAUCUUAGAUAAUCCUUAAGUGUAAUCGGUGAAGUUUAAAAAUGGAAGACAUAUUUCAGUGGUGUAGAGAAGGAAACGCUUUGCAGGUGCGAGUUUGGCUUGAUGAUACUGAACAUGACAUGAACCAAGGAGAUGAUCAUGGCUUCAGUCCGCUGCACUGGGCCUGUAAGGAAGGACACAUGAAAAUUGUGGAGAUGCUAAUUCGCCGUGGGGCACGAAUUAAUGUUACCAAUAUGGGAGAUGAUACACCAUUGCAUUUAGCUGCUGCACAUGGGCACCGGCCUAUCGUACAACUGUUGCUACAAAACCGAGUGGACGUGAACUUUACGAAUGAGCAUGGCAACUCUCCAUUACACUAUGCAUGUUUCUGGGGCUACAGUGCAAUUGCUGAGGACCUUGUACUUGCCGGAGCACUAGUGUCUCUUGCUAAUAAAGAUGGGGAUACACCCCUGGAUAAGACUAGAGGACAACUGGUACAAAGAUUGCAUGAACUUGCCGUUCAACAUGGACAGGAUCUAAAGAAGAUUCAAUUCAAAGAUCAGUCAUGGCUCGGCUUGAAGACCAGAAGCCGUGAUGCGACACUUUCACGUCAUAAAGGCAUCAAUAUUAAUGAGCUGGCGUUGCAUACGAGAAUCGCUGUCACUCCAUCUGGUGAGACGUGGCGCGGCCGGUGGCAGAAGAACGACAUUGUGGCUAAGAUAAUAGCUGUGCGCGAGUGCACGCCGCGUGUACAGAGAGACUUCAACGAGGAGUUCCCCAAACUGCGCAUCUUCUCGCACCCCAACAUACUGCCUGUUGUUGGUUGCUGCGUGUCUCCGCCAUCUCUGGUGGUGAUAUCUCAGCACAUGUCGUGGGGCUCACUGUACAGUCUGCUGCACGGGGGCGGGGGCGGGGGCGGAGGCCGAGGCGGGGUGGUGGUGGACGCGGGGGCUGCGCUGCGCCUGGCGCGGGACGCCGCCGCCGGCAUGGCCUAUCUGCACUCGCUGCAGAGAGACCGUGCGCUGCCUACCUAUCAUCUCAACAGUCGCCAUAUUAUGAUCGAUGAAGACCUGACGGCGCGCAUCAACAUGGCGGACUCGAAGUUCUCGUUCCAGGAGCGCGGGCGAGUGUACGCGCCGGCUUGGAUGUCUCCCGAAGCGCUUCUGAAGCCCGCAGCGAAGCGCAACUGGGAAGCUGCGGAUAUGUGGAGCUUCGCAGUGCUUCUGUGGGAACUCGCCACUAGAGAGGUACCGUUUGCGGAUUUAUCUCCGAUGGAAUGCGGUAUGAAGAUAGCACUCGAAGGGCUCCGUGUGACAAUCCCGCCUGGUGUGUCGCCGCACAUUGCUAAACUGAUCAAGAUCUGUAUGAACGAGGAUCCAGGCAAACGACCUUCUUUCGAAAUGGUACUACCUAUAUUGGAGAAGAUGAAACGCUGAUUAAAAA
Papilio machaon (common yellow swallowtail) is the source of this 1582-nucleotide messenger RNA. RefSeq names its product integrin-linked protein kinase (gene Ilk). Gene Ontology annotation, biological process: cell-matrix adhesion; integrin-mediated signaling pathway; protein phosphorylation. Gene Ontology annotation, molecular function: protein binding; ATP binding; protein kinase activity. Gene Ontology annotation, cellular component: focal adhesion; stress fiber. Bases 202 to 1575 code for a protein of 457 amino acids. NCBI's taxonomy places the organism in Eukaryota, Metazoa, Arthropoda, Insecta, Lepidoptera, Papilionidae. The transcript has 8 exons. The record is from RefSeq and is a predicted model, not a curated record.